GAUAAAAAAAUAUUGGCAACUUAUUCAAAAGAUCUGUUUGAAUAAGGGAAUAGUAAAAGUAUAAAAUUGGUGGAUGGAAUAAUUUUCUUAUCAAUUAGAGAGCUCCUGUUGACACAGUUGGCAAAUAUCAUAUAUUGGUAAAAUGUCGAGUGGUUAGAAACUCUUUAGGACCCACCUCGUGUGAUAUGUAAUCAACCUCCCAUGAGAAAGUUCAAUUUAAGGUUCCUGCAUCCAAGCUUUUGCUGCUAAAACUCCCAACUCCCUCUGUAUGGAUCCAAGACUUCAACAGGCUGCUGAAUCCGGUAGCAUCAAUGACUUGUAUGCUUCGAUUGAUGAGAAUCCGUAUCUUUUGGAGAGCAUCGAUGCCGUACCAUUUGUGAACACUCCCCUUCACAUAGCUGCAGCUUCUGGGAAAAGAGCAAUUGCCGCAGAGAUUCUGAAUCUUAAGCCGUCCUUUGCGAGAAAGCUGAACACAAAUGGGUACAGUCCGUUACACCUUGCUGUGGAAAAGGACCAACAAGAGUUUGUCACGUGGCUGCUCAGGCUUGAUCCCGGCCUUUCUCGCGUUAAAGGGAGAGAAGGCAUCACGCUGUUCCAUCUCCUAGUGAUAAGAGGGAACGUCGAUCUUGUGGUAGAGUGCCUCAUAACUUCCCCUGAAUGUAUUAAAGAUGUGAGCGUGAAUGGCCAAAAUGCUCUGCAUCUUGCUGUGAUGAAUGAUAGGUUUGAAGUUCUCCAAGUCCUUACCGGGUGGAUCCAGAGAAUGAGCCAAAGAAACGCUCUCCCUACCGAGUAUGCUUUUCUGAAUAAAUCGGAUCUAACCCACAACACGGCUUUGCACCUUGCAGCAUAUAAGAAUGAUCAUCAGGCGGUGAGACUGUUACUAGAAUGUAGGAUGGUGCAACGGAACGAAGUGAAUGGUGAUGGUUUAACAUUCCUUGAUAUCUUAAGAAGACAGGGACAUAUUGAUGAAGGUGGAGACUUGGAACAAGUUGCUCUAAAAACCGGCUGCAAGGAAGCAUCUUCUCUGCCAAAAAUGAUGAAAACGUAUGACUUGUUCAAAUCACCAAUCACAUUUUUGGCCUACUGCUCCACACACACAAGACGCAUAAGUUCUGACACUUCAGAGGAAGCUCGAGGAGUCUUCUUGAUUAUAUGCACUUUACUAAUCACAGCCACUUACCAAACCGCUCUCCAGCCUCCAGGAGGUGUAGACCAAUCCGAGGGUCAUGCGGUGAUGAAACAUACAUUCUUCAUCGUCCUAUGGGUUUCUAACACUAUAGGCUUCUGCUGCGCUAUAUUCUACACCUUUUGUCUUUUACCAGCUAGAGGCUUGUUGACACUAUGGUUCUUUUAUAUAGGAGUGCCUCUAUGCGUCUCUUAUGCCCUUGCAAUGGCUGUAAUCUCACCCCACCCUUCACUGUUUCUCUCCGCGUGCUUUGCCUUGUACCUGCUGUUUCCUCUAUAUGUAUUGAUGGAAGUUUUUGUAAGGCAAUGGCGUAGUCAUCAGACGGUAACACCUGAUCCCCUGUUUAGCUGGUUUUGGAAGGUUUGAUACAACAUUUUGUCACCUUACUGCAGUAGAAUCGGGUACUUUGAAAAUGCAAAUAUACAAAUCCGUAAACAUAUGCAAUGUCCAUUGUGAUAAUGUUUCAUUCCAUGUAAUAAUUAAUUGGCUUUGUAUAUACAUGUUAGUAAUGUCAUAAUGUUCCAGGAAGAAAAAAAAAGAGUGUUUGUGAUA
Messenger RNA from Camelina sativa (false flax), 1738 nucleotides. Its product is annotated as ankyrin repeat-containing protein BDA1-like. Gene Ontology annotation, molecular function: protein binding. Gene Ontology annotation, cellular component: plasma membrane. The record is from RefSeq and is a predicted model, not a curated record. Lineage: Eukaryota; Viridiplantae; Streptophyta; Magnoliopsida; Brassicales; Brassicaceae.